This is a messenger RNA of Culex pipiens pallens (northern house mosquito), 1102 nucleotides long. Its product is annotated as ficolin-1-like. The record is from RefSeq and is a predicted model, not a curated record. Lineage: Eukaryota; Metazoa; Arthropoda; Insecta; Diptera; Culicidae. Bases 66 to 899 code for a protein of 277 amino acids. The transcript has 2 exons.
AGACAGUGAUAAGACGCCAGUAUUAGUUUGUCGCGCGAACGCGCUUCUUCGAAAAAGGCAGAACGAUGCUGGCUCGUCCACCCCAAACUCGCUCGUGGCUCGUCUUGGCCGUCUGCUCAACUUAUCUGAUUGCGGCAACACGUGCAGCUUCCGCUGACUGUGGCUUCGGUUACGAGUUGCUCGCUGCCAAGUUGGACACUUUGGAUCACGGAAUUGCAAAAGUUUGUGCUGGAACAGCAGCUUAUUUGUACGACUAUCCGAGGACUUGCCGAGACGGUUCAAUCAAAUCUUCAGGAAUUUACCUACUUCAGCCGGAGAAGGGCUUUCGAGAUCCGUUUCCAGCGCGUUGCGAACAGGACUACGAGGGUGGAGGUUGGACAGUGAUUCAGCAUCGCUUUGACGGAGCCACAAACUUUGUUCGACCUUGGGAGCAGUUCAAGAAUGGGUUCGGUCACCUGGAGGGGGAGUUUUGGCUAGGUUUGGAGAAGAUUCACCAGUUGACGUACUCAACGCCACACGAGUUGCACGUGCUGUUGGAAGAUUUUGAAGGGACGCAAGCGGUGGCCAAGUAUGAGGAAUUUGCCGUCGCAAGUGAGUACGAGUUCUACAAGUUGGUCAAGCUGGGAUCGUACAGUGGGACGGCGGGGGACUCGCUAUCUGGGCACAAGGAUCACAAUUUCUCAACUUUUGAUCGCGAUAAUGAUAAACAUGAAACUGCCAACUGUGCGACGGUGUACAGUGGAGCGUGGUGGCAUGGCAAGUGUCAUUCGAGUAAUUUGAACGGGCUGUAUCUGAAAGGAGUGACCACAAGUUAUGCGAAUGGAAUGUGCUGGAAUGCGUUUAAGGGGUAUCAUUAUUCGUUGAAGGUUUCUAAGAUGAUGAUUAGGAGUAAAGUGUAAUCAAGAUACUUUAAUAAUAUUGAAUAAAACAAUACAUAAAUUUUCCUUUUUAAAUUUGUCGUGGAAUUCCCAGUGUGAAUUUUUGUUAUCUAAUGAAACUGCCUAAUUAGGUAUUAGGGUCUACAUAACAAAGUUCAAACUCAACAAUUCAAAAUAGUGCAAUUAAUCAAGAGGUACCGAAUAUAAUCGUCAUCGUAAAUUAA